Platichthys flesus (European flounder) is the source of this 2173-nucleotide messenger RNA. RefSeq names its product coiled-coil domain-containing protein 88B. Lineage: Eukaryota; Metazoa; Chordata; Actinopteri; Pleuronectiformes; Pleuronectidae. The transcript has 8 exons. The record is from RefSeq and is a predicted model, not a curated record. Bases 670 to 2007 code for a protein of 445 amino acids.
CAGACAUUUUCAUGAUUUACGUGUACACAGGAUUUAUAUGCGUUUCCCACCUGAUCCGUUUCCUAUGCUCCUUGUUACAAUGCAAAUGCUCUAAAUACAAAACAUCUCGUUCACAGCAUCCAUGUUUUUUCCACAUUCUGACUUGCACAUUAACACACCAAAGUCGGAACAACGACCUCCACAGGAUUAUUUGAUUAUUUGCAUAGGUGCAACAAAAGACAUCAUACAGUAAUUUCCUAUUGAGUCUCAGUAACAACUGACCUGACCCCGCACCUCUUUGUCCUCACUGCUCUGUCUACCUGAGGAGUCCAUCAAAGCUUUGUCCCUGCCUCUUAACAUAUACUUUUUUUGCAGGGUUGAAUGUUUCACUAUAGUUCAACUAUUGGAAGAUUUCAUGUGAAACUCCUCCUUGAAAGUCAUCAAAGACUAAAAGGUCUCAUACCAACACACAGAGACUGCUUGCCUCUAUCCUACACAGUUUCGUCCUAUCACAUUACCUAAUGAAUAAUGAAUAAUGCUCAGUUGGUGAUUGGAUCACCCCAUGAACUCGACAUGAAACUGAGAACGUCAUUCAAGUUGUUGUCCUAUGUUCUGAGCACAAACCAGCCCCAUCUUCCCUCGGCAGCAUCGCAGUGGCGGUGAAGUGCACGACCUCGAACCGGCUUUAAAAUGUCGCUCAGAGCCAAAUCUCACACGGACCUGCAGACAGCUGGGACGUCCUCGCUGGACGGCAGUUUGUUUAAGUCCUUCUCCAUGAGCAGUAGCAAUUUCAACAGAGGCAGUCGUUUCGGGAAUGGGGUAACUGAAGAGAUCAAGGAUCUCCCCAGGCCAACCAGGAGGCCUGUACGGGCGGUCAGGCCCGUCAGCGCCAUCAACUCCAAUGGCUCCUUCCUCCAAAUCAACCACCUGCAGGGAGAGCUGGUCAGAAAGAGGAAGGAAUGUGAGGAUCUGAGGAAAGAAAACAAGUACUUAUCAAAUGAGAUCCACAUGGAGCGGAUCAUGAUGCGCACAGAGAACGAGCUGACCAUGAGAAACCUCAGGAACCUGAACCAGGAGCUGCAGGCCCAAGUCAAAGAGCUGAAGCAGAAGCUGUAUCAGAAUCAGCAGAGGGCGACAUUGUGCUCCCGUGCUGCAGAUGAAGCGGAGGAAUCCAGGGGGGAGGCAGAGAAGAGCAGGGCCCUGGCCGAGGCCCGGGCACUCGGGUGUCAGCGGGACAAAGAGGACGCCGAGGCCGACAGGAACUGCCUGAGCGAGGAGCUGCGGCGGCUUAAAAAAGAUCACACCGAUCUACAGCUUUUACUGGCACAAAAAGAAAAUAACUAUUUUGAAACCAAGUUGAAGUUGGACCGGCUGUGUGGGGAGAAACAGGCGCUGCUGCAGGAGAACAAGAGCCUGGAGGGAGAGAGAGACGACUUCAGACACAAGCUGAGACAGCUCACACAAGAAAAUGUACAGCUUAAAGAGAGUGAGAGGAACAUGCGGUGCAGAGCCACUGCCUCGGAGGAGGAGAGCAAAAAGGCCAACCAGGCUCAGCGGGAGGCCACGGCUGAGCGGCGUCUGGCCGAGAAGGAGAGGCAGGAUAGAACGGCCGAGUGCCUCAGCUGGAGGGAGAGGCACCAGGGGUUGGCAGAGCAGUUCAGAGCUCAAGAGGAUCUAAAGGCUCUGAGGCAGAACAAAGCAUGUCAAGCCAGCAUCAAGAGCUAUUUCCUCUGCAUGACAGAGAGCGACCAGAGGGUUAGAAUACUGAAAAGUCAAGAUGGCACCCCGAGAAAUUUCACAGAGGGAGACCCUGUGUACAUCUCUACACCGGUGUCCAGUCCAGAGGAGGCAGAGCGGAGUUCAUCCAGAACCAUGUUGAGAGUCUCCGCCCCCAACACGGGAAGGGGUCUGGGUCCGAGCCACUUCGAUGAGCUGCCCGCCUUCGGAGGAGAGCGACCGGACUCCGCAUCGACUCGCAGGAGCAGGAAGGUGGUGGAGUACUUCUGGAUCCCUACUGACCAGGAGUGAUCAGGAAUUACACCACAUCUGCCACUUCCCAAGCGCUCUUAAGCAAGGCAGAAGUUCAGAUGGUUGAGUGGAGAUGCUCAGACUGUUCAAAUAUUUAAGGAGAAAUUGUAGAAAUAAAAGUCAAAAGUACUGUUGGUGCUCAUGUCCUGGACUUUAUUGGCAUUAA